AGCGUUGUUUUGAUUUUUGAAAUUUUUUUUUUUAAAAUACAAGGUCCGGACCGGAAACUUUGAUUUUCAAGGACCUGAAUUAACGGGUCCGGUCCGGGUCAUGUCGGUUCAGGUCUGGUCCAGCUUUUGUACGGAAGUGAAAAGAAGAGCACGCCGGCGUUAAUGGUGGUAAAAUGGGAGUGGGAGAAUGCCACCGCAGGAGCCGUCGCUGGCUUCGCCACUGUGGCAAUCAUGCACCCCCUUGACGUCGUUUGCACCCGCUUCCAAGAUACAGUGAAUGAUGGACGAAUGUCGAAUCUCCCAAGCUACAAGAACAUCCCCAAUGCUAUCUUCACCAUCGCCCGUUCUGAGGGUUCGAGGGGGCUUUAUGCUGGCUUCACCCCAGCUGUUAUAGGAUCAUCUAUUUCAUGGGGCCUGUUUUUUUUCUUGUAAGUUAAAUUCUCUCAAGUCUGAAAUUUAAGCUGUAUUAUCUGAAUUGGAAAGGAAAUGCUAUUUUCUGCAGCUAUAGCAGAGCUAAAAAAAGGUAUUCUCAUGACGAGGAGGAUAAGCUGAGUCCUGGACACCAUUUGGCGGCAGCUGCAGAGGCUGGUGCACUGGUAUCUUUUUUCACAAAUCCUGUUUGGGUCAUUAAAACAAGAUUACAGCUACAGAAUCCUCUUCAUCAAACCUGACAGAAUGAAAAUUCAGGGUGAUUCGACAUUCGUCCAUCAUUCACUGUAUUAUUCCAACAAAUAAAGAUAAAAAUAAAUUCCCAGAAAAAAAAAAGACGGUGAGAAUUAGACGAAAUUGAUUGAAAUGUCUUGUCCUAUACUAUCUAUCCACCAGAUCAACAUAUAGAUUUUCAAUGUUAGUUCUUUAUAAUUUAAAAAAAAAAUAGAUUAUACUUUGUCCAUUUCUUAUUACACGCAUCACUUUUUAGAAAUGAAAAUUUCAAUUUAGAUAACAUUUUUUCAUUUUUAAUUAAUAAAUUUUCUCUAUCUUUUAGCACGGUUCUCUAUUUAAAAACGGGGGAAGUAAAAGUUAUUGUAGAAGAUUAAAGUUGUAUAGACUGACAUGUCCAAUUAAAGUGAUGCGUUAGGGGAGGAGGUACGGAGAAAAAUGAAAAGACGGGACUGGUUGAUAAACAAAGCAGCCAAGCCAAGCUAAGCUAAGCAGGUUCAAAAUAGAAAAAGGGUUGGGAAAAGGCCAAAGAGGGGGUUGCGAGUGGCGGGAAUCAAUGGGAGAAAUGGAAAGGGAAAGGGAAUGGGAAUGGGAAUGGGGUGGUACGGACCUCUAAUAGACCUAUCGGCGGCAUCUUCUCACGUCGGGGAUUUUGUGCAACUUAUCGUAUUCGUACACCACUACACUCCCGUUCAGUACAAAUUAGGACGAGGACGAGAAAUGGGAAGAGGAAGAGGUGAAUUGAUUCGCACAGACAUAUCGGUUGGGGACGAAACUCGACCGCAACUCAGCAUUACCCUUUGGAAUAACCACCUCGCUUCUUCCGUCUCUGCUGGAGAUAUCCUUUUCUUCCGAAACGUCAAAGUAUGUUCAUAUGCUGGUAUGCUUCAAGCCACUUCUGUUGAAUAUUCUUCUAUUCUUCGCCUCAUCCACCCUUUCCAUUCACUCCUUUCUCGAGGUGUGGAUGAUUUGCUCACUACUUGUCGCCUUGUUGGUACUGCUAAGGAUAAGCUUAGGAGGGUUAUACAAUGGGUGCACCACACUAGAUCCACUCUUUCUUAUCAACAACCUAACUUCCACCAAACGACUCCAGCACCUCGAAACUGGAAAGUGCACCAAGAGCAAAAACCCCGUCAAUGUUUCUUACUUUCACAAGUCUUGCACCUGUCUACUUCCUGUAAGGCCAUUUUUCAUGCAUCAAUUGGUCAAGUUUUUCUGCAUUCGCUGUGGCCUCAUGCUGACAAUGAAAGGCUCUUCAUCCGUAGUCGAUUGACUACUAAGGCUGACUUCAUAGUGGAAGAUAUGAUAUGUACUGGCUGCCACCUCUGUGGCUUCCCCUUGUGUUCUGACUCCGCAACUGUGGGAAAACAAAGUCCAUUAUAUUGUGCCAAGAGCUCAAAUCGACUUCAUACUGUAGGCUUGAUAUAUAGGCCAUUUAUGCUAUACGUAUGGGAUGACUCAGAGUAUAUUCCACUUCAUGUUACAAAUAAAGCAGCUGAGUUCCUGUUUGGGAAUAUCAUUGCUGAAGAUGUGUACCAGUCAUACAAGGGCCAAAAAGAUCAUCAGUGUCUGAAAAAUCCCUUCAAGGCAUAUGUUAAUAAACAGAAUCACGGAAGAGUUGAGGCAAAAGGCAUUGGGUCAAGCUCAUCAGUCAGGGCUGUAGGAUUAGAGAUGAGGAAACAUAAUGAUGCUAAAAGUCCUAACUUCUAUCUAAUAUGGUUGAUUGUGCUAAGGUUGUUGCUGCUUAAAGGGAAAAAUUCCUCUUUGAAGUUUGAAGUUCUUGUUAAUCCUAGCUUGGAAAUAGAAGAUGGGAGAUUUGAAAUGAUAUCUGUGUCAAUGUCAUGUGAAUAGUCGUUUUUUUUUUUAUGAAAUUUGAUCAAGGUGUUUUUUUGGAGAAACUUCCUCUUUGAAGUACAAGUAUAUUUUUUAAAAUAAUAUGAUUUAUAUAUACUCUGUAUCAAACCUUCAA
Chenopodium quinoa (quinoa) is the source of this 2629-nucleotide messenger RNA. RefSeq lists its product as uncharacterized. The record is from RefSeq and is a predicted model, not a curated record. Lineage: Eukaryota; Viridiplantae; Streptophyta; Magnoliopsida; Caryophyllales; Amaranthaceae. The coding region runs from base 1243 to 2511 and encodes 422 amino acids. The transcript is spliced from 10 exons.